CUAUUUUCUGGAGACGUAUAUACAUAUCUCUUGAAAUUCUAACCCUUUUGCUUUGCAUAGCAAAACAAGAAACCAAUCUAUAACAUGCCUGAAUACCGCAAGGGAGACUGCGUUCGCUAUAAGCCUGUUGGAGGCCCCGAGUCCAAGACCUCCGAGAGCGUCGGCAUUAUUCGUGAGGUCAGCACCCAGCCAACGAUGCUCACAGGCCGCAACGUUGAAGCGUCCUCUGACGAGCCGCGCUACGAGAUUGAGAACAGACACACCCACAAGAAGUCCGCUAUCAAAGAAGCUAACAUCCUUGGUCCCGCGGAGGAUUAGAAUGCCAGUGGGGUGGGACUUUGGAUUUGAAUGUUUCUUGUAUAUGUAUAUAUAAGCGUG
Molecule: messenger RNA, 378 nt
Organism: Monascus purpureus
Lineage: Eukaryota; Fungi; Ascomycota; Eurotiomycetes; Eurotiales; Aspergillaceae
Source: the annotation of a GenBank genome assembly